AUGAACAAGAAUGAAUAUGUGAUUAAGAUAUUGAACAUCACGCAGACAUUUAAGCUUCUAACAUCUGUAGACUUCUUUGUUGACUGGGAAUCAUACAAAAAUGGCUUUGGAAAUCUGAAGGGCGAGUUUUGGCUUGGGAAUGAUUAUCUUCACCGUCUGACUGCAUCAGCCAACAUGAUGUUUCGAAUUGAUAUGGAGGAUUAUGAUGGAGACCGAAGAUUUGCCGAGUACACGACUUUCUCUGUGGCCGACGAAAGCGAUAAUUAUCGGGUGACGAUCAAUGGAUACCGAGGAACCGCAGGCGAUGCAUUGCUAUCGCUCAAUAGGCCUAUAAGAAAUAUGAAGUUUACAACCAAGGACAGGGACAACGACGUCGAUAACAGUAAGAAUUGUGCCGUGUAUAAAGGUGGCUGGUGGUACAACUACUGCCAUAACGCUAAUCCAAAUGGUUUGUACCAAGGUGGAGGUCACGCACAAGGAAUUACGUGGGAGUCAUUUCGAGGACAAGAUUAUUCUUUAAAGCACACCGAGAUGAAACUUCGACCAGCUUGAUUUCAUUUUAGAAGUUCUGUGUAGGAACUUUUAGCUAACUGAUAACUAUAAUAAUGAUGAAAAUAGUAAUUAUAACAAUAAUAAUAAUUAAUAAUAAGUCUUAAAUCAUCAUAAUAAAUAGAUGCAAAGAUAAAUAUACUGCAUAUAAACACAAAAGUUACAGUGAUCAAAGAAUUCAUCUAAAUAGCUGAUUUAUCCUCAAAAGUGAAUCUUUUAGAAACUAUGCAAUGGAUAAUCCUUAUAGUGUAUUGCGUUACAUAAGGUCAUAUAGCGUUACCACUGUAAGUAACUUCCAAGCAUGCCGUAAAUCUAUUACCCUAAGUAAACUUAAAAUAACUGACUACAAGUAUUGUACGGUAACUAUAUCAUUUUAAUUAUUUAAUGAAAUAUAGUUCAAUUAGAGGAAUGAGAGUGAUCGCUUGACCUAUGAAUACUCUACAAACUGGUGACGAGUAUUCUCCGGAACUUGCAGAAGAAAACGAAUGGAAGAAAUAGAAUUGGUAGAAACUCUUUUAAGAAUGGAACGAUCCAUGCUUGAACCUCCAUCACCAUUCAAUGUAGACACAGUCGAUUUGUACUGAUAGUGGAAGUAUUAGAGCAACUUUUUUGCACUGCCUUAGUCCCACACGCGGUUCAAAGAAUUUUUACCACUCUGCCUGGCGGUAACCAAACGCUAGAUGAAACCAAGGAAGCAUUAUAAAAUUACUCUGCCCCGAAAAGAAACGGGGUUUCCGAAAGAUACAUGUUCCGAUCAAAAGGAAAGAGGCCAGAAGAGACGAUCGAUAUCUGUCUCCGCCCUUAGAGAACUAACAAAGACGCGCCAAAACCGGCACGGUUUUGGCGCGUUGGAAGAAGAAAUGAUCCGAGAUCAGAUCGUGGAGAAAUGUGCAUCGAACGACCUUCGACAAAAGCUCUCACAGAAAGACGAUCUAGACUUGAGGAAGACCAUCAAAAUAGCGAGAAGUGACGAAACCUCAAAACAGGAUGCUACCUUAAUUGCGAAAGGAAUCAAAGAAAACCCCAUACUAGUGGAUCCACACUAAAAAAUCGGACGGAACCAGAGACGGCAAGAACUUUAUCUGUUACCGAUGCGGCGGAAUGGAUGGACACAGUCCUGAUGAAUGUGGUGCGAUUUAGUCAAGAUAUAACAGAAAAAUGGGUCAUCUUGCCAGAGUGUGUAAAUCGACUAAGAAGCCGCAGCGCUGUUCAAACCGGAACAGUAACCAGAAGGCAAGCAAGAAUCCAAAGAGAGCCGACAAAAAUGUACGAAAUUUGAGAGCAGAACGGAUUAACGAAGAAACGAGCUCUGACAAUAAGAUAGCUCAGUCCAAGUGAACUUAAAUAGACAGAGGACAAAAAGGAUAAUGGAUCCCGGAUGUACGUACAUUAUUUCCUCUCAAAAAGAUGCAUUAAAUUGUAAAGGUUAUUUCAUUGCUACUCUUAAAGUAGGUACGAACAUGAUAACAGCUAAAGUGUAUGUUAUCGAGGGUCAUUUAGAGUCACUUUUAGGUAGACUCGAGUUUCGAUUUGGAGAUAAUCAAACUAGUGAAUGAUAUUGGGGACAAACCAAGCUACCGUAAGAGCAGCGUAAAUAGUGAACUAGAACUUUGCUCUUUAAUGUUCUUGAAAUAAAAUUAGGUUCAUCCCCUUUGGGUGACACUUUAGAAUA
Molecule: messenger RNA, 2221 nt
Organism: Stylophora pistillata
Lineage: Eukaryota; Metazoa; Cnidaria; Anthozoa; Scleractinia; Pocilloporidae
Product: techylectin-5B
Source: RefSeq, a predicted model, not a curated record